AUGUUUCAGGUGGAAGACAACUCCACGCGUGUGUCAGAGUUUGUUAUUGUGGGCUUCCCAAGUCUCCAACCGCAACACUUUGACUCGGUGGCGUGGUUCUUCUUCUUCCUCUAUGUGACCACAGUGGCGGGCAACCUUCUGCUGGUGGUGCUGUUUGCUUCGGAGCACAGUCUCCAGAAGCCCAUGUACAUCAUCAUGGUCAGCCUGGCCCUCUCAGACAUUGGCUUUACCACAGUGGCUUUACCCAAACUGAUCGCUCGCUACUGGUGGAACGACGGGAGUCUCGGCUUUCACACUUGCCUCUUCCAAGAGCACAUGAUCCACUAUUUUGGCUCCUUGAACUCCCUGAUUUUACUGACCAUGGCCCUGGACCGAUACCUGGCCAUCUGCUUUCCUCUCAGAUACCCGACGGUGAUGACAAACCAAACCAUGGCGGGCCUCACGCUCUUCUGCUGGGUGGUGGCACACAUCUUCCCUGGCAUCAGCACCGUCAACUUCACCAUGAUGCCGUUCUGUGGGCCCAACCAAAUCAUACACGCCUUCUGCGACACCAUGUCUCUCACGGCUCUGGUGUGUGGGGACCCCAGCCAACAAUUCAGCGCCGCCUUUGCUGGAGCCAUGUUUGUUCUUUAUGUUCCGUUAGCCUUUAUCAUCUUCUCUUACAUUUGCAUCAUCAUCUCAGUAUUGCGCAUGGCCAGUGGACAGGGCAGAAUGAAGACCUUCUCUACCUGUGCCACCCAGGGCUGUAUCAUUUGUAUCUACUACAUACCACGUUUCUUUGUCUACUCUACACCUUUCUUCCCUAACCUGACGAUGACCCCUGACAAGCGUAUAGCCACCACCCUCUUCUACAGUCUUUUCCCUCCAUUGAUAAACCCCUUCAUCUACUGUCUGAGAACCAAGGAGAUAAAGCGAAUAUUCACGCACUGGGUCCACAGACAAAAGGGCGUUACGCCAAAGAGGCACGGCCAAAUUAUGGCUGUCCCCAAGUCACACUGA
Molecule: messenger RNA, 999 nt
Organism: Chelmon rostratus (copperband butterflyfish)
Lineage: Eukaryota; Metazoa; Chordata; Actinopteri; Chaetodontiformes; Chaetodontidae
Product: olfactory receptor 1-like
Exons: 4
Coding region: 1-999 (332 amino acids)
Biological process (GO): G protein-coupled receptor signaling pathway
Cellular component (GO): membrane
Molecular function (GO): olfactory receptor activity; G protein-coupled receptor activity
Source: RefSeq, a predicted model, not a curated record